CAGUAGAUUAGUACUCAAUCCACGAUUUGAAUUCAAUAUGACGGCAUUCGCUAGUGAAAGAGCCUCUUUCAAAGAUCCAGAUCGGAUGCGCGUGUUCUUCUGGAGUGGACAAGACAUGAAAGGCAUAAUUAGCAUCCUUGCAUUAGUAACCUGUGCAAUGACGAUUUUGCCUAUAGAUAUACCCUCGUCGGCCCAAAAGAACUAAAGGCAGUAUUUUUUGCACUUGAAUACGGACGCAAACUUAAGUAUUUCGCCUUUAUUGGAGAAAGCAGAAAGCCUGAGUGGUUAAAGGUGUGGCAGGGCAAGUACUCUGAAUUAUCUGAGGCCAGAUAUUGUCAAGCGUGCUCUCAUUUGGUGUUGCACCAGAGUGUCAAGGUAUCAGACUCCUAAUAUUUUAUUUGUUCGUGGUGCGGACUGAGGUUCGCAGGCCAUAGGUAUAUCGGUUCAAGCCAUGGGGAUGGAUCACAUUCUGAGGAUUGGCAAAACUCCGCCGCAGAUAAAUCUUGGCGAGCAGGCAGACGAAGCGAAGUCCGAAGCAUUUUCCCUGUGAUUCAACUACUGCCAAUAUUCAAACCUUG
Aspergillus wentii DTO 134E9 is the source of this 578-nucleotide messenger RNA. RefSeq lists its product as uncharacterized. Bases 38 to 205 code for a protein of 55 amino acids. The record is from RefSeq and is a predicted model, not a curated record. Lineage: Eukaryota; Fungi; Ascomycota; Eurotiomycetes; Eurotiales; Aspergillaceae. The transcript has a single exon.